UCGUUCUCUCUCUCUUGCCCCCACACACACACUCGUCUCCACCACCUCCUCCUUCUUGCACCCUGCCCGAUCGAGAGGGAGAGAGGGAAGAUGAUGAAAAAGAAGUAAAAGAGAAGGGAGCUGGGGGGGAUCUUAUUUUCUUAAGAGCGGAAAGGCGUCACACCGGGUGCAGAGCGCAGCACGGAGGACGGAAGAGAGGGAGACGCAUCACGGGUAGAGAGUGAUAGGAAAGACGGAGGGAGGAGGCGACAGCGAGUCGUAAACACGACAGAAAACGGCGAAUAGGACGGCAGACAGCGGCGAUCACCCCCCACCGCCACCCCCGUGUCCCUCCUCAUCUCUACAUCUCCAUCCCUUUCUGCAUCGUUUGGCUCAUUCCUUUGCGCACCAAAGCAGCUCGGUGUUUUGUGUGUUUUUAAUCUCUUUAUUUGAAUCUUCUCUGGACAAACCGCUGCUCGAUCUUUCGUAGAAUAAACAUCAGCGGCAAGAGAGGAGGCUGAGCCAUCACCACGACCGACAGGAUCCACCGUAGGUCCUGCUCGGGACGAUCAUCGGCGCAUCUGAUCCGGCGGAUAAAAGCGGAGGGGGGGGAGGAAAACACUGCGAGAUGACUGUAGAGUCACACCGCUGAGGCAGAGACUAAGAGAGACCCCGGCCCCCGGUUAUCACCGAGUCUCCAGCAUCACUGAUGCGAUGGCAUAGCGGCGUCUGCAGCAAAACUACCAGACUAGACUCAGAUCAGCAGGGCUCUCAUCAACCAUGAACCUCUGAAAUAUCCGACACAGGCACAGAUGGGCAGCAUCGCAGGGAAGAGGAAGGUUGCAGCAAUAGACUGGCAACGACUGGUGACAUGAGCACAUUGGAAUAAUUUCUACAAUCAUGUCUUGGCUUAGAGGUACCUGGGCACCACUGAGUCCACAGAAAACACCCACACGAUGCCUGCGGUUACUCUGUUUGAUGAAAAUGCGGCGGCACAGGGUGUUCUUGCUGUGCACGGUGGGCCUGUGCGUCAUCUCCUUUCUCCAUUACUACAAGGCCCUCCACUAUGUCUCCCUGCUGCGUGAGCUCUCCGCCCCGUACCCCAACAUUAAGUCCUUCAUCAUGGUCACUGGCUUCUUCUGGAGGGAGAAGGGUGUGGCUGCCACCCCACUCAGCCCCGCGUCCCCUGAAGAGGCCCCUCCCCUACCUGUUAUCCGCCAAAUGGACACCAAAGCUAGAGGCAUGGCGGGUGCUGUGGGAGGAGGAGGAGGAGGAGGAGGGAUGGGUCUUGGGAUUGGGGGGGUCAUGGUUGGAGGUGCUGGGAUUGUUGGCAGCGCAGGACUGGAGAUGAGGCUGAGGGAGGAUCCGGUAGCCCCUCACCCCUGGGAGAAACCAGAGGAGAACCAGCGGGGAGACUCUCCGAAUGAGGAGAGAGCUGAAGACCAUUUGAAGCCGCGGAACCCCAGCCACCAAACUCAACCUGCUGGGCCUGACCUCCCAGAGGUCCCAUUGGACGGAAAAGGUAUCCGCAAGGAUAAAUUGUCAGACCCCUUAGACUCCAUGGGAGAUCUUCACACUCGCACUCACCAGCUUCAGGAUGACAAAACACCCUACUUUGUCCGAACCAAAGCUGGAGCUCUUUGCUUCAGGCAGGGGACAGAGGUGGCUACCCCAAAGGAGUACUCUGGGAAAUCAGGGGGCACUGCUGCCAAUGGAGCUGGGGAAGGUGCUCGGGCUGGGGCUGCUGGGCAACGGAAACCUCUGGAAGUCCAGCAGCAGCCCUCCAUAGCACCAAAAGCCAAGGCGAGGGCCAGGGGCAAUGGGAAGCGGCUGGUCAAGUGCGUGUGUCGGCCAGGAUGGCAUGGACCUUACUGUGGGGUUCCCACCAUGGUGUACCACUCCAAUCUGCCAACCAAGGAGAGGCUGACACCCAGAGAGACCCCACGGAGGGUGAUCAAUGCUAUCAACAUUAACCACGAGUUUGACCUGCUGCACGUACGCUUUCACGAGCUCGCCCAAGCUGUCGAUCUGUUCCUUGUAUGUGAAUCCAACUUUACUGCUUAUGGAGAGAGACGGCCUCUGAGUUUCCUGCGGCUCCUCCUCAAUGGUACGUAUGACUACAUACGUCACAAGAUCCUGUACGUGUUCCUUGACCACUUCCCAGAGGGCGGUCGGCAGGACGGCUGGAUUGCUGAUGACUACUUGCGUACCUUCUUGACACGCAAUGGCAUGUCCAGGGUGAUAGGCGCUAGGUCAGACGAUGUCUUCGUCAUCAAUGACGCAGAUGAAAUCCCAGCACAUGAGGGCCUCCUUUUCCUCAAGUUAUUUGAUGGCUGGACAGAACCUUUUGCCAUCCACAUGCGCAAGUCAUUGUAUGGAUUUUUCUGGAAGCAGUUUGGCUCUUUAGAGGUGGUAUCAGGUUGCACAGUAGGGAUGCUCCGGGACGUCUACGAUGGUGAUGGCAUCAAACUGCGCCGGCGUGAAUACUACACCAUGCCAGGUUUCCGCAAGUAUGAAAACGACACAGGCCACAUUCUGGUGCAGUGGUCAGUGGGCAGCCCCUUCCACUUUGCUGGGUGGCACUGCUCAUGGUGUUUUACGCCAGAGGGGAUCUACUUCAAGCUGGUGUCGGCACAGAAUGGAGACUUCCCGCGUUGGGGUGACUACGAGGACAAACGAGACCUUAACUACAUCCGUGAUCUGAUCCGGACGGGGGGUUGGUUUGAUGGCUCCCUGCAGGAAUAUCCUCCAGUGGACCCCAAAGAGCACAUGUAUGCCCCCAAGUACAUGCUGGAGCACUAUGACAGAUACCGCUACCUCCUGGAGAACCCUUACAACAAAGGGACUGAGUGAGGGCUAGGAGUUCAGCUGGGCAAAAAUAUGUGAAAUAACUAGUAGGGCCUGAGUGGGUCCUCAGCACUGAGUUGGGGGGAGCAGAACGGUACUGACGAAUUACAUCUCUCAUUGGAGUGAUACCUAAAUGUAUCUCCACCAGGCAGCACUGAUGUUGCAGGGAUUUAAAAUCUCUUAAAAAUCAUUAUUUUGGGGUCAAAAAAGGGAACACUGAAUCACAUCCACCAUGGAUUUACAGGAGAGAGGAUACAACCACUGGAUAAACAAAAUCAUAGAUGUCCUCAUUCAUCCCUUUUUGGGGGGAGGAGCCAAGCUAUCUCUCUUUUUGUCACCCCACCCCUGUCCUCCCUUUCUUCACCUAAGCCAAUUCUGAGAGAAAGGGGUCGCUCAGAGGAAAAAAUAAGGGAUAUUUUCGCAGGCGUGUGAAACCUGUGUAGAGGAGAAACUUGGGAGUGAAGGACUGUUCUUUUUUUUUCUGUCUGUGUUUACUAAAGUUUACAGACCUGCCGAUGUUCCAGCUUCACUCCUCGCCUUCAGAUGUCUUCCUGUCAUAUUUGGUGACCUCCUUUCAGAAACAGACCGUUCAGAUAUUUUUUUUCUUGGGUCUCAGUAGAAAAUUAUAAAUCAUAUUUAAACCCUGCUGGAGUGCCCAUCGCCAAAUGAAAAGGAAUGACUCCAUGGAAAUAUUUCAGCUCAUUCAUGUACUCACACAUCCACAUGCACCUUAGACCUGUCUGUGUGUCUGUGUUUUUUGUAAAAAAAAAAGUGUGUGUGGUCUGUCUUUGUAUCAUAUUGUGAGGUUCGGGGAUGUAAAGGGUGGUGAGGGGCAGAGGCAAGAUCAGUGAUUGGGAAUAGAGAGCAAGAAAGAAGCAUCGGGGGGGACAGGGAAGAAGGACAGCAAGAUGGGAAAGACAGCACGAGGGAGACAGAAGGCAGGAAAGAAAGGAGAAUAAUGAGGGAGGAAGAGAGCAGUGAUGAAAAGGAGCGAAAAGGAGAUUCGUUCCCAUCCCCACAGCGAUAUGCUGACGCACAAGAGAUGUUGCAGGAAUGAGUGUGCAGAAUGUGUGUGUGUCCCCAGAGAUUACAGAUAGCUCUGAAUAAAUCAUGGCCUGACGAUUGGCAUCCGAGACAGAUGAAACUUAGUAUGUCUGAUAAGAACAAUCGAGACUGGUUGGGGAAAGAUCACCCUUCAGUUCCAUCUCGCUGUCUGUCCAGUAGCUGAGAUUACUUUGUUUCCCUGGAAACUAAAGCAUGUGAAAAAGAGAGAUGGGAUGGGUGUUGUUUAGAUGAGUGGGUGGGUUCACAUCAGGCAAGGAGCUGCCGUGUUCAGACAAAGUCAUCGCCAACUACAGGUCCCCCUCGGUUAAAUAUGCCUCUCUCUCCUCAGCUGUCAAUCGCCCACUCUCUGAAAAUGACUCUUCCUAGCUUUUUCUUUCUCCUCUUGUGUCUUUUUUUUAUGCUGCUGUCUUUUUUUCUGUCUUUGGUGUGUGUGUUUCCUCUUAAUCUUCAGUAACAAGGCAUAUUUUUUUUCCUCUCUUCAAUUCAAUUAUUCUCUAUUCUAUAAUUAUUCUCUCUUUCACACGUUCCCCUUUCUGUCAAAAACUUUGAAAUGAGUCUUCCUCUAACUCUCCUUCACCCACACCUACACACACACACACACACACACAUUUACACUGGGUCUCACACUCCAUUUUCAGUGUGUAUGUGUUUCCUCCUAAUCCUCACAAGAAUUCCCCAUUUCAAUAACAGGGAUGUAUUUAUCUUCGCUCCGCCUCAUUUCUCUUCCCCUGUCUCUACAGGACAGGGCAGCUGUUACCAUGGCGAUGCCUUUCACUCUGCCCACAGAUCACUAUCAUCUGAACAUUUAGGCAUGAGCGCUCAUGCCUCUUGUCUUCUCCCUGUUGUAAACGGCUGUCAAUGUGGCUCGAUGCCUGAAUCCCCACCCUGAAUUGUUGACAAUUUGGCCUGCAUACUUUUCUCUGAGGGUGUGUGUCAUGUGGGCUGAGGUCAUUGGGGAGCCAGGGUUAUGAUCUUGUCAAGGCCAAGGAAAUCAUGGCAGCAAUAUUUACAGUAGGGAACAGUUAUGGAAGUUAAACAUAUAGCAGGCGAGUAUUGAUCAAAAGCAGUAAACACAAUGAUUUUUCUUUUAAUUGCAGAUUGACUGCAUCCACCAUCUGCUUCUCCACUGCCUGUCUGGACUUUACAGAUACUGUUUACCUCAGCUUCAGGCUAGACACUGUUUCAAGGUGAACAGCUCCUCAAGAGGAAUAACAAGUUUUGGGGAGUAAACUUGAUAAGUUGCUGAAGGGAAAUGCUGGGACUGAGAAUGUUUUAAAACCUAAAGGCAAAAGUUUGAUGUUGCAGGUUUAGGUUUCACUGUGCCACCUUACUGGAAGUAUCCUUGAGUAAAACAUUCAGCCACAACCUCCUCACUUAUAAUGUAGUCCAUGUGCAUUAUGUUGUCAGCUGAAAACUCUCAAGUUUAAUGAAAGUUUAUGGAUGAUAAUUGAGUCAGUAGCAUCAGUGUUUGUGUCCUUCAGUCCACCAUGCUGGCUCUUCAUGGCUAUAAGCUCAUGGUGGGAAAAUCAGAUUAGCCAACAGGCUGCUGACAGUUGUGUCGGGUCUGCACUGCUGCCUCGAUGGCAGCGAGUUCUGUGGUGGCAGCUGUUAGGGGUUUGGUGUUGGUGUUGAGAGCCAAAUUCCCAUCCAAAUCCAGAGGGGCUGCAGAGAAACGAGCUUUAAAUAGGAUUUGACAUGAGACGACAAAGUAGACAACAACAAUGCCUACACUUGGCUUAACACUUUAAGAGUGUAUAUUUCCGAGACGUUAAGUAAUGAAUUCAGUUUAUCUGGAGUAGGUGGUUGAGGAUCCAUUUAGAAAUAAAUGACUUAUCUGCUGUUUUUUGGCAUUUUUGGCAACUGUCCAAGCUCAUCUUUGAACUUUUCUAGCAUACUACUGAUGAGUAUUUUCUGAUCCCAACAGUUAACACAAAACUGACACAGCUCUAUCUAAUUUGAUUUACAAAACACAAACAAAACUUCCCUACUUCCCUCUUACUUCAUGGCCUGAAACCACAACGAUGUGCAGCCUCAGUCAGUCAGUAUGGUGAGCUCAUCCUCUCAUUUACAGGCUGCUAUACGCAAAAAAAAAAGAAAUAUGUGCUUUGUAGCCAAACGUCAUCUCAGAAAUGUGACCACAGGGGUGUCGGUUCAGUCCCAUCAAGGGCUGGGGUGUGUGUGUUUGUGUUUAAGCUCUGCCAAGAGGCAUUUAACCACAGUUUUACUCCCAGCUUUCAGGCUUGCUGCAGUCAGGCUACACAUCUGGUGAACAGCGUUUGUGUGUGUUUACAUAUCAGUAUGUAUGCUAUGCACUUUUAAAAUCAUUUGUGUGCGUCUCUGUGUGUGAGAGAGCGAGUGAUAGACAGUGAGUCAUACCAGAUAAGGGUGUCUGGCCUGCUGAAAGACAAGUCGGGGUUACUUCACUCAGCCUGUUGCCCCAUUAUCGCCAUGGCAACCAUCCUCUUGAUGAAUUCCUGAGAUCCCUAAGAGCCUGAGGUCAUCAGCUAAGAUAGCAGACCAGUAGGAUAAGAGAUGAGAGAGAGCAGAGGGAGGAUGAUUAGAAAGAGAAAUAAAAACUCUUUUCCACUACUACUUACACCACCUGACCCAGGUAAAAAUAAAUAAAUAAAUAUAAAUAUCACAGCACUGCAGAGCUGAGAAUAGUGACACAUCCAUGCAGUGUACACCAUUACCUACCACACACCUCCUUUUUUUUAACAGUUUGUGUUUUUCAUUGAUUUGACUGACUCAUCACAGCAAGCAGGCAAUUUGCAUGAGGCGCAGGAAAGCAGGAAAAACACUUUUUUUAACAUAAGCCAGGAAUAAAACAUGAAUGGCAAAUGUUUUUUGGACUGAGCAAAGACAGGAAAGCAAGAAAAAAGAGAGAGUCCUGUUUCAAACAAAGCCAAGGCUUGAUGAAUGGAGACUCAAAUCCAAAUAAUCCCUCCACCGCUAUUCCCAGUGACAGUAUUAUUGGAUGAAGCGUGGUCAUGACACAGGGGAGAAGAGGGAGGUAAUAAACUUGACCAAACGGCUUUGAUUUUUUACUUUGAUGAGGGAAAGUCAUCACAGCCAUGAAAUGAAAAUCGUCCAAAUGAAGGGAGCAGCUCAUCAUCCCUAUAAAAGGGAAAUCUAUAAACCAGUGACAGUUUAAGUGAAAACGAGGUUGAACGACUGAAGCGCUGUUUGUUUGAUAUGAACAUCAUCUUGAAUCUUAAAUCUUGAAUGAUGAAUCAAAAAAAUCAAUAAAGCAAUAACAUAUAGGAAAGGAAAGACGUAGAGCCUAAAACCACAAUUUAGCCCAACCUUUAUUUGAUUAGAUUUUCUCGGGCACUCCGCCAACAAGUAAUCUGCACUAAACAUGGCUGCAUGCUUCAGGUGAUUGGAACAGAGGAAACACAUUAAGGGUAAAAUGCAAAACUGUAAACAAGAUGGAGUGAUGCCGCUGCAGACAGUGGUUUGGAGUUGUGUUGCUAGGAUACAGCUCAUUGCUGUCUUGAUUUCCUUUUAGUUAUUGAUAUUUGCCAUAUGAGACACAAAUGGACCCAUUUAGAAGGUUGGAGGAGCUUUCUAAAGAAAUAUUUACGUUGUUCUCUUUGCAGGUUGUCUGCUACAGUUUACUUAGGCACCGAUCAGUGUCCAGUUAACUGCUGGAUAUCAGACUAGCAGGCAGUUCUUCCCUGACUUUUAGUAAACACAUUUUCUUUGCAGAAAUGAGCAGUUUUUUGAGUUAUUUAGGAUUAUUGUUGCAUAUGAUUUAUGUACCUAAAGGCUUAAAGGGGCACUGCAGUGAUUUAGUAUUGGACUUCCAUAAACAUGAGGGAAUUGCAAGAGACAGAUAAAAAAUAAUGGUCAAAAUUGGUGCAGCAAAGGCCAAGAUGUCCCUAAGAUAAAACUGGAUCUUACAUUUCCUGGAAUGCUCAACAUUAUGUAACUAUUUUUCACAGGCUGUGUACAACUAACCAGUGACUAGUAAACCGAUAUUUAUGUGUUAAAUUGUUGAUGACCUUUUAAUCUGUCCCAAAACUAGACAGCUUUGAAGAUACGGAGCCAAAACAAACCACAAACAUCAGUCUAAACUGAUCACCAUCAGCCUUUAAAUCUCCCAUUUAUUGGACCAGCCCUUCUUUCAGCACACAAACACAAACACACAUCGUCAGCAGGUUUGUAGCAUUCAGCAUAUGUGUAUCCUGUACAGAUGUGUUUCUGCAGAGCUGUGUUAGCCUACCACCACCAUCACCCCCCAUCUGUUGUUGUGCUUGUAGAGCGGCUGACUGGCUGCCUGUCUACAGGGUUUACAUGCCUUCACGACUCUGGCCUCCCGCCAGCCCUGUAGCUUGCACCGAUUGAUCUUUUCCAAGAAACAUUAGCAGCAGGCAGGACGGAAAUCAAGAAGAGGAGGGUGUGGGGGUGCAGAGAAAAGAGGGUCCCUCUUUGACUCUGUUGUUGAGGUCAUUUCUUUCUUUUUCCCUCUUUCUGAUGGCUCCUACAUGGGUCUGGAAAGUGUGUAAACCUUUAGCUAGGUAUGAAAAAGAGCCAGUGUACUCCCUUUGUACUACUUUUUUCCUUAGUUUUGACCCAUCAUCAUCUCAUAUAUUCAGAAGUUUAUAGCUGUGAGUAACAAUCUUUAUGAAUGAAACACUGCAGCUAAAUCACACUGAACACUUUAAGUGUUGUAUCAGUUCAAGAAAUUAAGUAUUUGGGGGUGAACCAGCACACGCCUCUUGUCAGACCGUAGCAACAGAGAGCUGGUGUUGUUGUCGCCUUGGCUGUAAACAUGUUGUUAUUCUCCUCAUUUAAGCCACGGAAAGCGUUCACAUUCCAGAAGCUGAGCAAUCACAUUAACUCCGACAGCUGCAACGAUGUGUCACCACUGAUUGGAAAUUACUUGGUGUUACUAACCACAAGCAUCGCCCAAACAAGUGCAAGUCUUUAACCUACUUUUUUUGUGCUCAGUUUCUGAGACCAUCCAAUAGUAUUAAAGGGGACGGUUCACCCAAAUUACAGAAGAAGAAACAUUUUCCCAGUUCCCUUGAGUGCAGCAGUAUCUAGCCAUGCAGAUAGUGCUGCAACACAAACAACUCCAUUCCCAGACUGUGUUGAAGCCUUAGAGAAAACUUGAUCCAAAAAAGGGAAAAAAAACUACAUUGACAAAUUACAGCAGAGGUAAAGGAGAAAUGUUUUGUCAGCUAACAAGGUGACAUGAAUAAGAGCACAGAAAAAAUAAUUAGAUCCAUGCAAUUCUGUUAUAGACAGGCAAACUGCAUAUGCUGAUGAGGAUCGUGUAAACAGUUCGGAACAGCUACUAAACAGACCCUGUGGUUUUCUUAACUGGUGUUUCCUAGGUCGAGAAUGAACCUUUAUUUGUUUUGUAAUUUAGGUGAACUGACCCUUUAAAGCAGUUUACAGUGUUGGAAGGUUAACAGGAAGCCUUGCAGUGUUGUGUUCUUCCACUGAGAACUAAAACCCUCCUUUUGUUUAUGGGUCUUUUAAUGAGUAAAUCAAUUGGGCGCGGUUCAGUUUUGUUCAGAAAAACAGCCAAGUUGUGUAAAAGUUGCAUGGAAAAUAAUUUGCCCUAUCACACAACAGACUGAGCUUCAGUUCUCUAAAGAAACACAUCAAAUUAACCAGCAGUUAAGAAAAGAAACAGUGGAAACAUUCAUGUUAUUGACUGGGAAACUCUUCCCCUGUAAGAAUGUCUGAUGAACAUGCCUGGUAUUUAUAAGGUGUGUGAGUGUAUGUGUUUGUAAGUCAGGAGUCAUAACACGUCUGACUGUGUUCCAGGACAGAUUGUUGGCUUCAGGGUGGGUGUGAGACCAGUCUGGUCCUGGUGUCCAUAUGUUGUGACAUUGCAGAUCAAAAAGAUGAAAGUCAGUGUAGCACUGCAGAGACAGAUGGACACAGUGACACAUACAUGCGCGAAAAGUCAGGCAAGCAGAUAGGCCGACACCUGGCUGCAGAUCAAAUGGCAUCAGAAACUGGAGGGAAGGGUCGGGUGUUAAAUGUGUGUCUCUUUCUGCAUGUGUAGCUAUUAUAUAUUAUAUAUAGCUAUCGAAAUAUGGCUAUUUUUAAUGCUUCCAAUUAUAGGAAAUCUUAAAAUCUGAAGUAUUUCUUUGCAUUACAUUAAAUAUUCAUGACAAAAUAAGUAACUAUCACAGUAAAAGAAAUAGUCCGGCACUUUGGGGAAAUACUCAAGGAAACUGUCCCUGUAAAACAGUAUUUGUUUAUUUGACAGAGCCAGGAUAGUUGUUUCCAGUCAUUGUGCUAAGCUAAGUUAGCCGGCUGUUCAGCGGUAGCUUCUCACUCAGUACAUAGAGACAUGAGUGGUAUGAAUCCUCUCAUCUAAUUCUCAGCAAGAAAGUGAAUGACCACACAUUCCCAGAAGAUCAGACAUUUUUUUAAUGCUCAGACUUAAUCUGCUGCAUCAGGAUUGUGUGGGUGCGGUUUGAUUAGAUUUGAUUUGCAGUAGCCCAACAACCCACUUACUGUCAACAAAUUACAAUUCAAAUACUGCCAAGUGUUUGUUGGUUGCACAGAAUUACAGGACACCACCUUUUUCCUCACAAAGUCUCACUCAUAUCAGUAAGGAGAGUUCUGUAAACUCAGUAAGAAGAGUUCAGAGAAAAAUACAAAAGCUCAAAUAUGAAAUAACAGAAUAUAUGCUAGCAUAUAUGCUAUGCUAUAUAAAUAGCAGAAAUGGUGUGUUCUAGUAGAACCUCAGUAAUAAGAUGAUUGAGAAAAUGGCUUUUCAGGGUGUUUAAUACUACAGCACACAGUAAUGUCUUAGAUAACAGUAUUUUUCAAACUUUGAUGCAAUAGUUUGGGAAGGGCCUCUCCCGUUUCAACAUGAGAAAGCACCAAUUGCCUAAGUUCACUGCCCGACCUCACUAAUGCUCUUAGCAAAUCCCCACAGCCAGAAAAUCUUUUGAAAAGCCUUUCUAGAAAAAGAGAGUCUGGUAUAACAGCAAAUCCAUGCCCAUGGCUCUGGAAUGGGGUGUUCAGCAUCACAUAUGCGUGUAAUGUUCAGGCGUCCACACACUCUUGGCCUUUUAGUGUGUUUAUUCCUUGUGUGUGCAUGUGUGUGUGACUUUGCAACUCGAGCCCGCCUGCAGUUCUAAGAAACUUUCUGUCCCUGAGCGGCCCGACCUUGAACUGAGACAGAGGCAGAGAAAGAGAGGGUUACAGGGUGAGAAAAAGGCAAAUGGAGGGGAGGGAAGAGUUGAGGGGAAGAGGGCGAGAGUGAGCCUCCAGAGGGGUUUAAAUUCCCUGCAAUCAGAAACAGAGACAGAUGGAAAGAGGGAGUGACAGAUCCUUACAAUCACAGACUCUCCACAGUUAUAGUCUCUGCCCCCUUUUUUGUUUUGUUUUGUUUUUGCACUUAUGCUUUUAUGUGAAGUCAAUCGAUGUGUCUUUCCAUCUGGGGUUUUGUUUUAAAAGUUUUAAUAUUGUUUCUGGUGGAAUUCUGAGGAACAGAGAGGGAGGGGCGAUGAGCGUCCCUGGCUCUCUGUUUUUCUAUUUAACUUUGUUUUUGUACUUCUUUUUGUAACUUUAUCCACUUGGCAGCUUGAUAUUUAAUGUCUUUUUAAGGCGGUAUGUGUGCGUGUGUAUGUGUGUGUGUGCGUAUGUGUGUGUGUAAGCUCAUAUGCACCGUCUCAGCCUACUGCUAGAAUAGACUUCACCUCCACCUCACAGAUCUUUUACCUCCUUUGAUGCCGUGAAGGGGACUUCAUACUGUGGCAGCCAUCUUGUUUGCUUUCUGUGACUGGUUUGUUGUUUUGAUGACAUCAUAUUUUCCCUGUGACCUUAACAGCACCACAUAACCUCUUGAUUCAUGAGUUGCUAUUUUAUUCUAUUUUUUUAUAUGUUGUUUUUCUUCAAGGUUUUUCUUCAGAACUCAUUGUGACCUUCACACACAGCAGAUACACUCACAGAUAACUGCAGCACACACACACAUAUACCUAUGUGCACACCAAGACACACACACACAGUACAGCCUCUGUGUUGUGUGAUUGUGGCCGAGUCCUCUACUGGUCAAACAGUCGGACUACUGUAGCCACUCUGUUUGUGCCCUCACUGUUAUGCGAUCGCUAUGAAGGCUCGCCAUUGUGCGACCAAAAACCAUUUUUGUCAUCGCUCAGCCACUCAGAACCGGUUUGGGCCAGAGCCCCAACCCGAGAGGAACCCAAGAUACACACACACACACACACACACACACAAGAAUUGCAAUUUUUGCCCUGUUCUUUUGUUUAAUGUUCUGUGUCUGUCACACAGCAAAGUGGUGCUGGUUUAAUGCUUUUUGUUUCCUGCUUCUUUUUCCUCUUUUGUCACUGACAUCCUCUGUUUUUACUCCAAAUAGACAAAGAUGUCAAAAAAACACACACAAAAAAAGAAAGAGAUGAUUCUUCUCUUUUGGAAGAGAGCUUUUUAUUUGAGUUGCAUGCUGAAAUGCAGAUAGUACUUCUGCCUGUAAAACUAUGAAUUGCACCUUAUUGGAGGGACGUGGUUUUUGUUUUGUGCAUACAUAAAUAUAAAUGGGGGAUGUAUAAUAUUUUUCUUUGUUUUUAAUUUUGAUAAAAGAUGUAACUGUUAGCUAGUCAGGCAAUGUAUGUAUCUUAAACAGGGUUAUGAUUUUUUUUAUGGUUAUUAACGGCCGAUUUUAUCAUCAUUGUUUCAGUCACUGGUGUUUGUUGUGGGACGGCUUCAUUAAGCAGCAUCAGAGGAAUGUGCCAGAGACUGGUGAGCAUGCAAAAAGUCCGACACAUUUCCAAAAAUAGAUUGUGACACUGAAAAAAAAAACAAAAACUUUCCAUCUUCACUCUGUAAAAC
Lates calcarifer (barramundi perch) is the source of this 12717-nucleotide messenger RNA. It is a transcript of the gene mgat3b, whose product is annotated as beta-1,4-mannosyl-glycoprotein 4-beta-N-acetylglucosaminyltransferase b. The record is from RefSeq and is a predicted model, not a curated record. Gene Ontology annotation, biological process: N-acetylglucosamine metabolic process; protein N-linked glycosylation. The coding region runs from base 880 to 2832 and encodes 650 amino acids. Gene Ontology annotation, cellular component: membrane. Gene Ontology annotation, molecular function: beta-1,4-mannosylglycoprotein 4-beta-N-acetylglucosaminyltransferase activity. The transcript has 6 exons. NCBI's taxonomy places the organism in Eukaryota, Metazoa, Chordata, Actinopteri, Centropomidae.